Molecule: messenger RNA, 7784 nt
Organism: Armigeres subalbatus
Lineage: Eukaryota; Metazoa; Arthropoda; Insecta; Diptera; Culicidae
Exons: 11
Coding region: 668-6850 (2060 amino acids)
Biological process (GO): proteolysis
Cellular component (GO): membrane
Molecular function (GO): serine-type endopeptidase activity; protein binding
Source: RefSeq, a predicted model, not a curated record
UUCCACAGCCUGGAUAACGGCGGCGACAUCGAAUCCGGAAAUUUAUGUGGUUUAGUAUUCCAAUUUGAAUAUCACCCACAUCAGUGAAUGAGUGAAUGGGUAAAUAAAACCGAAACCUGAAACAAAGUGAAGUAACAAAAUUCUAGUUCUACUGGAGAUCACGUUGAUUAAUCCGAGUAAGCACGCGUCGGCGUCCUUAGUCGGCUUUCAAGCCGCAGUUGAACUGAAAGUGAAACGUUGAAACGCACCCGCUACCGCCUAGGCUUUUUAAGUUGUGCAUAGUUGAGUGCGAGAAGUGGUGUGAGUGAACUGAACCACAGAAACGCCGCCACCGCUCUACCAGGUGGAGAUUUUGUUCUAAGUGGUAGGCCGAUUCGUGUCUGGGCGAGGCUUUCGGUCAGCUUUGGACGUUUUGGAGUGCUGGAACACUCAGUGUAUGCGCAUUGUUCGCGAUCUUGUUGUGUCCGGAAAACAGUUUACCAUUCGGGCCGCCCUAUCUUGGCUAUAAACGGUCGGCCAGCUGCUCAGAGGAGAAAGAGGUGAAAUACAUUUGCGCCCAAGAUUACGUCUUCCGCUCGAAUGUAUUCCUUACCACAUCAACCCUUGUGAAUUGGAUUAAUUGUCAAGAUUCAAAGUGUUGGUCACCGAGUAGUGCUUAGCGAUCGAGAUGGACGAGACUACGUCGUCCAGUAAUGACCACUCGGCCAUGGGGGAUGGUUACGCAUUCAAAAAUGAGAUAUCGCUUUCAAUUGGUGAAGACGAUCACAACUCGGGCACAAAUAGCACAGCGAUCCCAACGCCUUCGCCGCGACACGUAGAAGUGCCAGUAUCCACAGACGAUAACGAAUAUACUGCGCUGAAAAAUAGCCACCCGAACGGUAACGGAAUGGCGGGACUAGAUAAUCCGGCAUUCGAACCGGAAAAAGAGAAACGACCACUAAGUUCCUUCGGGCACUCGGGGGAAAAGUCAUUAGGAGCUACCUCAAUGAACGGGAAAGCCAACGGAGAGAAGCCCGUAGCGGAAGCAGUCAACUUGGAGCUGCUGAACAUGUCGAAGCCUGCGAACGGACACCAGAACGGGUCAAAUGCCCUUCCAGUAAAAAAAGACACUGAAGUGGACAUCGGGGAUCCGUACGAUGAGUAUUUUGUACCGGUGAACGAACACCGAAAGUUUAUGAGCGUCUCGUUCCAAAAACCUCGUCGGCACGCGUACAACCAUCAAGACCGGGGUGUAGACUACACCGGUCACUCCGUCAAUGAACCGGUGCAAGGAACUGUGGAUUAUAAACAGUGGACCAAGAUUACGAGAGGCGAAAAGCUAUAUGUGACCAAGGACAAACGUGACAAGAAAAAGAAAAAUUGGCUCUGCUGGGUGCUGGGUCUGGCCGUCCUGCUGGCGGUGAUCAUCGUUGCCAUCCUGGCCGGAUCGGGCAAAAUUUUCAACGAGGACCCCACUCCGGUAGAAUCGCGACAUUUUGCCAAAGAUAAUCAGAUUGCAACAGCUGGAGUCUUUGGUUCGGGAUCACCAGACAACUCGGUUACGCGACCGCAGAACAAAACAAUCGCUACGGAGUAUCCUUCAACGAUGUCCCCUCCUGGAUCUACGGUGCCACCGAUUCCACCAACCACCGAUGAGAACAUUGUGUACGUACCGAACACCUUGGAAGGACAGAUUACGCUAACGAACCUAGAAUUUCUGGACGACUAUCGCGAUCCGAAUAGCUCAGCAUAUAAGGUGCUGGCAGCUGAGUUGGAAGAGGAAAUUCGGGACAGCUUGGACGCUCCCGGAUCACUCGACCAAAUCUUCGUUAAGAUCAUGAGUUUGAAACCUGGAUCCGUAGUAGUUGAUUACCGUGUAAGCUGGACCGAAACCAAUUCACUGAACGUCGACAGUAUGAAGGAACGGUUGACCAAUUAUUUGGACGACAACCAUAAUUAUUUGGCUACUUAUAUUGUACCAGCUAACACAAUUCGCGUAGCUAGGCUUCCUGAUCUUUGCUACACUGGUCCAGCCGAGAUGGGAUGUGAACAUGCCUGUGAGUUCAAUGCCCGAGUUGGUGAUUUCGUUUGUGUUUGCCCUGCUGGAAUGUUGUUAAACAAUGAUGACGGAAAAUCAUGUUAUCAUCCGGUUCCUGCACCACAACCUGAGCCAACAGCUGAGUCGAAGCCGACUAGUGGAUUGAAUCCAGAUAGUGAGCCAGAAUCUGCUAGUGAACCUGAACCCGCUGGUGAGCCAUCUAGCUCUCCUGAACCUGUUAGUGAACCUGAACCUGCCAGUGAGCCAUCCAGCUCACCUGAACCUGCUAGUGAGCCAUCCAGCUCACCUGAACCUGCUAGUGAGCCAUCCAGCUCACCUGAACCUGCUAGUGAGCCAUCCAGCUCACCUGAACCUGCUAGUGAGCCAUCCAGCUCACCUGAACCUGCUAGUGAACCUGAACCUACAAGUUCCGCUGAACCAGAACCAUCCAGUGAGCCAGAACCAGCAAGUGAACCAGAACCAGCGGGUGAACCCGAACCAACUAGUAAACCUGAGCCUGCCAGCGAACCAGAACCUGCUAGUGAACCUGAGCCUUCCAGUGAACCUGAAGCUAUUACUGAAUCUUUGAGCUCAUAUAAACAUAAUCCUUCUAGCGAAGCAUCUUACAUUAAGGAAUCUUCCACCGCGUCUGCUCCAUCUGGAAAAUUAAUCCAAGACCCUACUCCUUCAAGUGAACCUGAACCUACUAGUGAACCAGAGACUGCUAGUGAACCAGAACCAACAAGUGAACCCGAACCGGUAAGUGAGCCAGAACCAACCAGCAAAUCAGAUUCGUCCACAACAGAACAAACCAAAUCGUCUUCACAUUACUCGAGUGAACUCCAAUUCGCACACUUACUGACAUCCACUUCAGAACCCGAGCCAAAGAGCGAACCAGAGCCUACAAGUGAACCAGAACCAAGCAGUGAACCAGAACCAAAAAGUGAGCCUGAACCAAGCAGUGAACCAGAACCAAGCAGUGAACCAGAGCCAAGCAGUGAACCCGAGCAGACAAGCAGAUCCAACCCAAAGAAUGAAGUCGAACAGAUAAAAGCCACUACCCUGAACCCGGCUAGUACUGCUGAACCCUCCGCGGAACCUGAACCAUCUGGCGAUGACGUAUACCACUCUUUUACUGAAUCGAGCCUAGGCAAGUUGCAAUCCACCACGCAACUCGUCCACCAUUCAACCGAAGAGCACACCAUGCCAGAUUUCAUGAUUGUUGAUCAGGAUGCAACCAGACAUUCGACCAGCACCGAAACCAUUUCUUCAACUUCGCCGCACUCGACAGCAGCAGAAACUCCGGCUCCUGUAACGGAAACUAUCGAGGAUGACGUUCCGCAGCCCACUGUGGGUAGUUAUUUGAUCACUUCCAAAACCACCCCCACCACUGAACCGAUGAACGUAUUCGAUGCCCGAUCACUGGAACAUAACGCAUCGACCACUGCCGCCGAAAAUACCGUCUACGCAACGUCUAGCCCCAUCUCCCUCGAACACUGGAGAUCAUCCACUAGCUUUUCGACAUCAACGGAAGCGCUGCCACAACCAAAGGAGCACGAUGAAGAUAUGUCACCCUUCUUACCCAACAUUGAAACGUCCAGCGCCAAGGCUCGAGGAACUUAUGCCGUAACAGAAACUGUUUUGGAAACGGAAACAACUCCGUCUCUGCUCACUCACGCAGAUCAGUCCCCAUUCUUACCAUUCGACCAAAAUACGAACUUGGUAAAGAUCCUCCACGAGGGAUUGGAUCGUCAAGUUGAUGGUGAUGAAAGCGAUUCGCAGCAGCAAUAUUUAGAAGUAUUGCCAUUAUCUAAGGAAAAUGACCGCAAUGACUAUAAAAAGCAACUGGAUACUGUCACCAAGACUGUUUUCGUAGCAACAACUAUACGCACAUAUAUACCAACAACCGAUUCGCUAGAAGAUCUCAUUACGGCCGCCAGUUCGAGAAACAUUGUGGAACAAACUACAACCGUAGGCGAUGACAAAGAAGAGAUUACUACAGAUUCCCUAAAAGACGUGGAGGAAACAACACUUGGAAAACUGAGAACCCUUGUGGCUACAACUGAAAAGGCGAGUGCACACCUUGAGCAAUCUAAGGAACAUGUUGAAGAGAAAUCGUCUACUGACGCGGUGCUACUGCACGAACUAGUGGAUGCGACACCGAAAGGGGAAGUUGACGAAAUCACCACAACUGAAAGUGAUUUGGAAGAGGUGACGACUGUAAAGAUGCAAAAGAUCAAAGAAGAUUCUCCCAAAGGGGAUGUUGAAUAUGUGGCGACAAAUGAUACAGCGGAAAAAUUAACAGCAACGGAAGCAGAAGAACGAACAACCGAGAGGAAUCUUGUGGAAACUACUAUGGCCAACGCAAAGCUGGAAUUGGAAGAAGAACGCGUAACUGCAUCCAAUGACGCACUCGAAGAAGUGACCGACGCAGUACGGGAAGAUACAACCGAGAAGCAAGCAAGGGUACUUGCUGAAUCCACAACCAAGAAAGACAUCGAGGAAACUACUAUCCACGCUAGUACGAAUACUUCGACCACAUCUACGGAAACAACCGCGAAUGCAAAGCUAGUGGAACAGUCCACCGUUGAAACGAGAGAACCACCAACAACCAGCCGCUCAACGACGACAACAUCUGUUGCUGCGAAUGAGCCAACGACGUCAAACGCUGCCACCACUACCACCGUCGCAACCUCCAGCGUAGAAGCGGUCACCAAAUCAACACUUCGACCGACAACUGACACAACCAAAGUAGACUUCUUGGAGAAAACUCUGCAGGACUUGGACCAAGAUAAUGACAUUUCAGAAAACGACCUGAAAGUUCUUCCAUUGGACCGAAAGCCGGACAAGUUGGAGGAAUCGCCGCCACCACCAGACCCGUCAGCAAGCGCUCCGAAAACAACCGUUGACCAGGAGUCCAACUUCGAAACGACUACCGGUCAUUUUUUAGGAGAAACGACGUUUCAUUCGAUUAGAUCAGAGCGAUUGAAUGAAACGUCGUUAAUUAUGUCCAGAUUUUCUGAUGAAGACGACUUGAGCGAGUUGGUGGCUAGUGCCGGUGGAAUGUUUACGAAGUGUGCAGUAGGGCAAUUUGAGUGCGUGAAUGGAACAUCGAUCAAGGACGGUAGCUCGUGCAUUCAGAAAUCGGAACGGUGCGAUUCUGUGUCCCACUGUUCGGACAAUUCCGAUGAGCAAGAUUGCGAACGUUUGGGCUGUCCUGGACAUUUCCAAUGUAAGGACGGUUUUUGUCUAGCGAGGCAGCAUGUUUGUGAUGGAAUCGCACAUUGCAAUGACGGAAGCGAUGAGACUGAGUGCGAGCAGUGGCAAUGCAAUUUCGAUGAGAUAUCAUGUGACCCGGACGGUCGGAAGGGGCCUUGCUUACCAGCUCAGUGGAAAUGCGACGGCUUGGAACAAUGCGCCAGUGGGUCCGAUGAGAGUAACUGUCCGGAUACGUGUACAAACGAUGAGUACUUCUGCGUAGGUCAGCGUAAAUGUAUUCCCGAAGCUUGGCGAUGUGACGGUAAAUCGGAUUGUACAAAUGAUGAAGACGAGCGGCUGUGCGACUGCCCGAUGGACAAUUUCCGGUGCAAUACGGGUGGAUGCGUUUCAAACGCUUAUGUAUGUGACGGCCAACCACAGUGUCCAGAUCUGUCAGAUGAGUGGGGUUGUUUUAAACUUGAAAAGGGUGAGCUGAAGGUUCGCAUGGGAUCGGAGAAACUGAAUCCAGUUUGUGCAGAUAAUUGGACUGAGGAGGUAUCGGAUUCCGUUUGUGCCGAAUUGGGCUAUUCAAAGGCUAAGUCAUUUUCGAUCUCAAACGAAACGGAUGGCGAUGCGUUCUAUCUAUUCACGGGCUCGAAUAGUACUAAUCUGCUCAGCAUGUUGUCAUUAAACAACAGUUGCUCCACAGGUUUGGUGAGCAUCGAUUGUGAAUUGUAUCGUUGUGGUAGCGACAGUAUUACGCCAAUAUCGGAACAACGGAUCGACGGUGGACUUCAAACGGAUUCAAAUCAACUUCCUAGUCUAGCCUUAGCCUACAGCAAUAAGGCAGCCAUUAAAUGUACUGCUAACAUAUUGUCUCCACGAUGGGCGCUUGCCAGUUAUUCUUGUAUGAUGGGCAAAACCGAAUUCAUCGAUAACCGAAACAUUGCUGAAACAAAUUGGAUGUUGUUUGCUGGAACUACCCAGUUCAAUUACACCAAGAUCAACGGAAAUAGUCAUAACAGCUCGUUUCAAAUAGCUGAAAUUCAGAGAAUUGUUCCCUAUCCUCAGGCGAAAUACAAACAGUUCCUCUAUUCUGGGGAUGUCGUACUACUGCGGUUGGCACAGCCCCUGCAGUUUAACGAACGGGUAGGCAGUGCCUGCCUGGCGGAUGAUGUCAAAAUCGAAGAGGAUCAAUUGUGUCUGACGGCCGGGUGGGGUGCGGAUCCUUCGGCUAUGACCAACACCGAGCAGUACCUCAAAUAUCUACCAGUGCCAACCAUACCGGCUGCAAAGUGCAACUCUAGCGUGCACUACAACGGCUCCCUUACGGACGACGCCAUCUGUGCGGGCUACCUCAGCAGUGGCAAAGCGACUUGCUAUAACGAUGAAGGGGCUCCACUGAUGUGCCACGCCGAAACAACCGGUCAAUGGCUGCUGAAGGGCGUUCUCAGUUACCAUGGUAAUUGUGGUAAGCGGCCACAUCCAGCCAUCUACAACUCGGUCACCUCAGGCAUCUCGAGCUGGAUUCGCAAUACAGUGGGCAAUGAUCUGAUGUUCAUGAGCAGCAGUCGUGGUAGCGGUAGUCAACGCAACGGUACUGAGCCAAGCAGCACGCAGCCAACUACUCGGUAGGCGUUCCGAGUUUGACGGUUUUACCUGGCUGCGGGCAUGCUUGUUUAAAUGUAAAUACUACGUGUAAUAUAUGCGGAACUGGACUUGAAUGAUAGAUUAUGAGAAGAAAUCGUCGCCGAGUGGGGAUGAGUUUUGAAAAAAUGUAUUUAUAGAUAGAUUGUAGUAGGUGUUUAGAAAUCAGAGAGACAGAAAUAAUUCUGUUGUCUCUUCUCUGUUUUCGAUUCAUAAAAGAAUGUCAAAUGGAGAAAAACCUAGUCACAAAAGCCGAUUGUUUUGUGCCAAUACCUUAAUGUGAAAAUGAAUAAUAUUUGCUUUUCAUGUAAUGAAAACCGCAAUCGGAGCUAACACAAGCCCCAUAAUAAUCAUACAUUUUCCCUUUAUAAAUUAUAAGUUUGAAUCGAUGACUGUUUCAUUUUUUAUCGUUACCAAGCUGUUUAGUGGAAAAUCCAAACAAAUCAUAGAGCACCCUUUCGGAUUUUUUUGUUUGAUUUUUAAAUGUUUUUAUAUGUGUGUGUAUGUAUAUAAACCAUAUGGUAAAAUGAUAAAUACUUAAAUUGCUAAUAGAAUAUAAUUUGCAAUUGAUGUGAAGAAUAAUCAAAACCGAUGUAAUUAGUAUUUUUAGAAUAAACAAGUGUAGAUCUUUUGAAAUUACAAUUUUCAAACAUAGAAAGGCAGAAACAUUUUCAAAUUAAAUAGGUCAUUCAAUUGAGAUGCAUAUUGAAUGGACCAUUUCAAUGAAAAAUGUGUCACACCAUUAAUUAGCACCCGGUAAUAUCCUUCUUUCAAUAAGUGUAUUGUGUUGUGUUUUUCCUCUUCAUUUCAACAAUACUCAAUUAGGGAAGAUGGGACCGAACGAAAGUCGAUUUGUCAUGGUAACAUGAGAGCAGUGAUAGAAGAUCAAUAAAAGUCGACAAAUCGAUAUAUUUUUACCCUA